This is a messenger RNA of Brienomyrus brachyistius, 1198 nucleotides long. RefSeq lists its product as uncharacterized. The transcript has 8 exons. The record is from RefSeq and is a predicted model, not a curated record. Bases 167 to 943 code for a protein of 258 amino acids. NCBI's taxonomy places the organism in Eukaryota, Metazoa, Chordata, Actinopteri, Osteoglossiformes, Mormyridae.
UUUCCGUUUCUAUACCUUUAUACGGUGCAGUAUUAACCGAAAAUCAUUGCGCCGAGUCAAUGGGGCGUUUUACAACCUACAGCUGCAAACACACCGACUGCUAAACGGCGGUGUGGUCAUGCUGUGUUAACAGGUAUACUUCACUGGCUACCCGGCGUUAGCGACGAUGGCAGCUGUCAGCAUCACAGAUCCGCUCUGCCAGCCUUGUUCAUACGACGCUAAAUUCAAAGUGGAGCUGCAUGUAAGGAAGCCGUUGUUGCCUGUGCACCUGAGCAGCGAGCAGGUAGGACUGGAGAUGCUGUGUCUCUGCAGCCAGCUGGACCUCCUGAUCAGGGCCCAGUUCCAAGAGCAGCUUAAUCAGGACCUCAGUCCAGAGGAAUCAGACUCUUUUCAGCGCGAAGGUGCUCAGAUCAUAGAGCGCAUGUAUCUGUGUCUAGAGCACUUGCCAGGACCUGCACCACUGAUGGAGGACUACUUGGAUGCAGUAGGAUUGUCUGCCAUGUUCCCACGGGUAGAAGUCUUCAUUAUACACGGGAGCCCGGUGGACAUGCUGGAGAAGCCACCCAUGGACGACUACUUUCCUCACAUUGCCAGGCUGAACCAGAUACUCGUUCUUAGUCAGCAGCUUGAGGAUGACGUGAAGCACUUGGGGAGCCACAAGUACGUGGCCCACCAGCUCUCCGUCCUUUAUCAAGUUCUCAGCACCUUCAAGGGCAUCAUGCCAUUAUCAGUGCUGAAAAGGGACAUUGAAGCCAACUUCAAGCAGUUGAAAAUGGCCCUCAUGACAGAUGAGAGUUCCAAGCAAGAGCCCCUGUUGCCUGCCCAGUAUGUUAACUGGAUACUGGAUGUGACUCACUGCAUUAUCUCUUCUGUCUUGUCGCUUCCUGAAGAGUUGACUCAGGACCUCAGCGCGGCCAUGCGCUUCAUCUCAAACCUUGCAUGACAGACGCUGCACGCCUCUCUGUUUACUCUGCGACACUCAGACGUAUCAUUUCUCUUCAUCUGCAUGUGUGAUGUUUCUGUGUUUCUUAACGUGUAAAGUAUAUUUAUUCUAAAAAAAAGAUGGAAACAGUGUUAGGUUUUAUUUGUAGUAUUGUGCAAACCAAGUUGUUUGUUAGUAUAGAGUUGUAAUGAUAUUCUAAUGUAUGUUUCAUGGGGUGUGAUUCAACAUUAAAAUCGGUUAUUUUGUAUAACUAAA